Medicago truncatula (barrel medic) is the source of this 3411-nucleotide messenger RNA. RefSeq lists its product as uncharacterized. The record is from RefSeq and is a predicted model, not a curated record. NCBI's taxonomy places the organism in Eukaryota, Viridiplantae, Streptophyta, Magnoliopsida, Fabales, Fabaceae. Gene Ontology annotation, biological process: proteolysis. The transcript has a single exon. Gene Ontology annotation, molecular function: aspartic-type endopeptidase activity. Bases 1 to 3411 code for a protein of 1136 amino acids.
AUGGAUUAUCUUGAGCAGGAAAAUCGGGUACUUCGUGAAGAAAUGACAGCCAGGCAGACUAGGAUGGACGAGAUGGCUGAAUUAAUAAAAACAAUGGCGGAAGCUCAGACUCAAGCUCAAGCACAGAUUCAAGCACAAGCGCAAGCAUUGGCACAAGCGCAAACUCAAGCUCAGGCCAUAACAGAAGCGCAGGCCCGAUCACAAGCACCUCCACCUCCUCCUGUCAGAACGCAGGCCGAGGCAUCUUCUUCUUGGACACUAUGUGCUGACACUCCAACGCAGUCCGCUCCGCAACGUUCCACGCCUUGGUUUCCACCUUUCACUGCUGGGGAGAUAUUUCGUCCUAUCACUUGUGAAGCUCAGAUGCCCACUCACCAGUACACGGCUCAAGUACCCCUACCUGCCAUGAGGGUCACUCCAGCCACCAUGACCUACUCAGCACCUGUGAUACAUACAAUUCCGCAAACCGAAGAGCCUAUCUUUCAUUCAGGGAAUGCAGAGGCUUACGAGGAAGUAAGCGAUCUACGAGAAAAGUAUGACGAACUACGCCGAGACAUGAAAGCCCUCCGUGAAAAAGGGAAAUUUGGGAAGACUGCGUACGAUCUCUGUUUGGUACCGAGUGUGCAGGUGCCUCACAAAUUCAAGAUCCCAGAUUUCGAGAAAUACAAAGGAAGUUCUUGCCCUGAGGAACAUCUAAAAAUGUAUGUGAGAAGGAUGCCUGCGUAUGCCCAAGAUGAUCAGAUUCUUAUUUACUACUUCCAAGAAAGCUUGACCGGCCCUGCUUCAAAAUGGUACACAAACCUAGACAAAACAAGGGUUCAAACUUUCCGUGACCUUUGUGAAGCUUUUGUGGAACAGUACAGUUACAAUGUAGACAUGACUCCGGACCGAAGUGAUCUCCAAGCCAUGACUCAGGGAGAUAAAGAGACGUUCAAAGAGUACACCCAACGGUGGAGAGACACCGCUGCCCAAGUCAGCCCACGAAUUGAGGAGAAAGAGAUGACCAAGCUCUUCCUAAAAACUCUGAAUCAUUUUUAUUACAAAAAGAUGGUCGGGAGUACACCAAAGAGCUUCGCGGAGAUGGUUGGUAUGGGAGUACAGUUAGAAGAAGGAGUCCGAGAAGGACGCUUAGUAAAGAAUACAACUCCUGCCAGUGGGACCAAGAAGACCGGGAAUCAUUUCCCGAGGAAGAAAGAGCAAGAAGUCGGUAUGGUGACUCAUGGAAGGCCUCAACAAACUUAUCCAGCCUAUCAACACAUUGCCGCCAUCACACCCACCUCUCACCCUUUUCAACAAACAAAUAACCAUCCUCAAAUACCGCAAUAUCCUCAAAUACCGCAAUAUCCUCAAAUACCACAAUAUCCUCAAUUCCCACAAAAUCCUUCACCACAAAAUACUCAACAACCAUACCAACAAUUCCCAUACCAACAACACCCUCAACAAAAUUUCCAACAACAACCUUAUCAACAACGCCCACAACAACCGCGACCACCAAGAAUGCCGAUUAACCCAAUACCAGUCACCUAUGCAGAAUUACUUCCCGGCUUACUCAAGAAAAACCUUGUCCAAACUAGAACAGCUCCUCCUAUCCCAGAAAAACUACCAUCUUGGUAUAGACUCGACCAAACUUGUGACUUCCAUGAAGGGGGCCGUGGCCAUAACAUUGAAACUUGUUAUGCCUUUAAAAGCACAGUGCAGAGGUUGAUCAAUGAUGGAAAAAUAACUUUCACAGACUCGGCGCCAAAUGUUCAAACAAACCCAUUGCCGAAUCAUGGUGCCGCAACAGUCAACAUGAUCGAAGAUUGUCAAAAGACUCGUCCCAUUCAGAAUGUUCAACAUAUCAGAACACCCUUGGUUCCGUUCCAUGCCAAGUUAUGCAAAGUCGACCUUUUUGAGCAUGAUCAUGAUCUCUGUGAAAUAUGCCUUAUGAACUCCGGAGGAUGUCAGAAAGUAAGAAAUGAUAUUCAAGGGCUUCUAGACCGAGGAGAGCUUGUGGUCGAAAGGAAGUGUGAUGAUGUGUGUGUAAUAACUCCCGAAGGACCUUUGGAGGUAUUUUAUGACAGUCGAAAGGCAACUAUCACCCCUCUGGUGAUCUGCUUACCGGGUCCACUGCCAUAUGCUUCUGAAAAAGCCAUUCCAUACAAAUACAAUGCCACCAUGAUUGAAGAGGGUCGUGAGGUUCCAAUACCGCCUUUGUCUAGUGUGGAUAAUAUUGUUGAAGACAGUAGAGUUCUGAGAAAUGGGCGCGUUGUUCCCAUAGUGUUCCCAAAGAAGAUUGAUGCUACAAUAAACAAGGAGGUUCGGACUAAAGAUGCUGGUAUCGCCAAAGAAGUGGAUCAACCCAAUGGGGCUGGUACAAGUGCAGAGUUUGAUGAGAUUCUCAAGUUAAUAAAGAAGAGCGAGUACAAGGUUGUUGACCAACUGAUGCAGACUCCAUCCAAAAUAUCCAUAAUGUCUUUAUUACUAAAUUCUAAGGCCCAUAAAGAUGCAUUAAUGAAGGUCUUAGAACAAGCUUUUGUGGAUUAUGAUGUAACGGUGGGUCAGUUUGGCGGAAUAGUAGGGAACAUCACCGCAUGCAACAACUUGAGUUUCAGUGACGAAGAGCUCCCAGCAGAAGGAAGGAACCACAAUCGGGCGCUGCAUAUAUCUGUGAACUGUAAAACCGAUGCUUUGUCAAAUGUACUGGUGGAUACUGGAUCAUCUUUGAAUGUGUUGUCCAAAACAACUUAUACCCAACUCGCUUACCAAGGCGCACCUUUAAGACGAAGUGGGGUAAUGGUGAAAGCUUUUGAUGGCUCGAGGAAGGAUGUCCUUGGUGAGGUGGUUCUACCUAUCACAGUUGGGCCACAAGUUUUCCAAGUUAAUUUUCAAGUCAUGGACAUUCAAGCUUCGUAUAGUUGCUUACUAGGUCGACCCUGGAUUCACGAGGCAGGGGCUGUCACAUCCACGCUGCAUCAAAAGCUGAAGUUUGUGAAGAAUGGGAAACUAGUAACUGUAAACGGUGAAGAGGCUUUAUUGGUGAGUCAUUUGUCGUCUUUCUCUUUCAUUGGGGCAGACGAUGUCGAAGGGACACCUUUUCAAGGGUUUACUAUAGAAGAUAAGAAUACCAAGAGGAAUGAAGCCUCUAUCUCGUCUCUAAAAGAUGCUCAGAAGGUCAUACAAGCAGGAGGGUCCACAAGCUGGGGAAAGCUGAUAGAGCUUCCAGAAAACAAGCACCGAGAAGGUUUGGGUUUCUUCCCAUCUACUGGUUUGUCCACAGCAAAGAAGGGCACUUUCCACAGUUCGGGCUUUAUCCAUGCAAUCAUUGAAGAUGAUCCUGAAAGUGUGCCACGAGGUUUUAUAACGCCAGGAGUAUCCAGCCACAAUUGGGUUGCUAUAGAUGUUCCUUUUGUUGCUCACUUGUCCAAGUAA